AUGGCCUUUGUCUAUGGUAGACUUGGUCUGGCUGAAAGAGUGCCAUUCGGUGACCGCAUGCUGGGCAACGUGAGCCAUCGUGGAACGUACUUCGUCAACGAUGUCACUCGCAACCUGGAGAAGAAAGUGAAGGACGGUGAAACAACCAAAAACACCGUGGCUCCAGUUCCUGUGGCCAAUAAAGUGGUCAAUGACAAGACACGUGACCAGAAGACAUUGGAUACCGCGAACGCGCUAAGGCCAAGCGCGACUGUAAAUCCUACGGUACCUGCGACUAUGGUUGCAAAGGCGGCAUCACCCCGAGUCUCACUGUCCAGCAAGUUUCGCACGGAGCAGCAGCAGCGUGCCCAGACGAAGGUUUACGCUAGUAUAUGUUCGCUGAAUAUCGUCGUUUUCACAUUCUGCUUUCAUUAUUUAUAUCCCCAGUGACU
Messenger RNA from Soboliphyme baturini, 431 nucleotides. Lineage: Eukaryota; Metazoa; Nematoda; Enoplea; Dioctophymatida; Soboliphymatidae. The record is from the annotation of a GenBank genome assembly.